AUGGAUUCUGAUAGCGAUCUGGAAGUUGAGCAACCCGGUAACGAUCAGCCUGACCUUGACUUUCGGAUGGAAACGGCUCGAACACACCCCAUUCCUCAGCUACGCUUUUUUCUGGAAUUGAUUUACACCGCCGCUGAGACACAUCCUUGGCUGACUAGCUACAAAGGUUUCUACUGCGUCAAGAACGAUGAUGGCGUUCUCCAGCUUGUCCGAUUUCGGCUUGGAGCUCUUCAUCCCUAUACGAUGGACGUCGUAAUUGGUAGCGACGAGUUUAAUGACCUGGACGGACGACUUUGCACCCGCAUCGCCGAGCAAGAAAAUUUCCAUCUUACUGUCGUCGACUCCGCGGUUCUCCUUGUUGAUCGAACUCCACGCCGCCGAUCCCGCCUGCGACGACAGGGCUUCGAACUGGCCGUUUCUAUCCAAACUGGUUACCCUGUUUUCAUGCUUGUUUCAUUCUACUCAGUUGAGAUUCAAUAG
Molecule: messenger RNA, 480 nt
Organism: Oikopleura dioica
Lineage: Eukaryota; Metazoa; Chordata; Appendicularia; Copelata; Oikopleuridae
Source: the annotation of a GenBank genome assembly